UUUCUAUAUAAGGGGGACAUGCUAGUCUUGGAUCAAGCCACUCAUAGUGAUAGAGGUAGAAACCACAUUAUGAUUGCUCUUAGCACCAUGCCACUAUGGCUACUUCCCCUUCUAGCUCUCCUUCCAUUGUUUCUCAUUCUAAAGAGCAAACAAGUGAGAAGAACCAACCAUCCUCCUGGCCCUCCUAAACUUCCCAUCAUAGGUAACUUGCACCAACUUGGUGAGCUGCCUCACCGCUCUCUAUGGCAAUUCUCUAAGGAAUAUGGUCCAAUCAUGCUUUUGCAACUCGGGUGCAUGCCUACACUGGUAGUCUCAUCUGCUGAAAUGGCAAGGGAGAUCAUGAAGUCUCAUGAUCUUGAAUGUUGCAAUAGGCCUGAUUUGAUGGGUCCUAAAAGGCUCUCAUACAACAACUUAGAUAUUGCUUUUGGGCGUUACAGUAAUUCCUGGAGGGAUAUGAGGAAGGUUUGUGUUCUAGAGCUCUUUAGCGUCAAGAGGGUGCAAUCUUUUCAAUCCAUUAGAGAAGGGGUAGUUACUUCAAUGAUUGGCUCCAUUUCAAAGUCUUCAUCAACUCCUAUUAAUCUUAGUGAGAUGCUCUUUACCCUUACUGGUGAUGUAAUUUGUAGGAUUGCUUUUGGUAAGAGUUACAAGGGGAGAGAAUUUGACAAUGGGCGCUUUGAAGAAGCUGUUAAUGAAGCCUUCGCAAUGUUGGGUGGCUUCUCCGGUGCUGAUUUUUUCCCUUAUGUAGGAUGGAUCUUAGACAAGUUCACUGGGCUCCAUGGAAGGCUUGAGAAGUGCUUCCAACAAUUUGAUGAUUUCUACCAAAACGUGAUUGAUGAGCAUCUCAACAAUGAGAGAACAGAAAUAGAGCAGGAAGACAUCAUUGAUGUCUUGCUCAAAGUAGGUAGGGGUCAUAAAGGUGCAGGUCCUCUCUCCAAAAAUCAUAUAAAAGGAGUCCUUACGAAUAUAUUUUUAGGUGGAGUAGACACUAGUGCUGUUACAAUAGUAUGGGCAAUGACAGAGCUUGUUAAGAACCCACAAGUGAUGAAGAAAGUGCAAGAUGAGAUUAGAAGCACUGUUGGAAAGAAAGAAAACGUUAUUGAAGCAAUAAUCGAGCAGCUUAAAUACCUUAAAAUGGUGGUAAAGGAGACUCUAAGAUUGCAUCCUCCAGCUCCUAUAUUGCUCCCACGGGAAACCAUGCACCAUUUUACUAUUAACGGAUAUGACAUUUACCCCAAAAUAAGGGUCCAAGUGAAUGUCUACGCAAUCGGGAGAGAUCCCAAAUAUUGGAUGAAUCCAGAAGAGUUCAUGCCAGAGAGGUUCAUGGAUAACUCAAUUGAUCACAAGGGAACCCAUUUUGAAUUCUUGCCUUUUGGAGCAGGUCGAAGAAGUUGUCCUGGAAUACACAUGGGUAUUUCAAUAAUUGAGCUAACACUUGCAAAUCUUCUGUAUGCCUUUGAUUGGGGUUUUCCUAGUGGGAUGAAGAAGGAAGAUAUAAACAUGGAUGAAGAAGCAGGUCUUACUGUUCAUAAGAAAGCUCCUCUUUACCUUGUGCCUAUUGAAGAGAAUAUUACCUCAAUUAGUAAUUGAUGGUGAU
This is a messenger RNA of Telopea speciosissima, 1594 nucleotides long. Its product is annotated as cytochrome P450 71B10-like. The transcript is spliced from 3 exons. Gene Ontology annotation, molecular function: oxidoreductase activity, acting on paired donors, with incorporation or reduction of molecular oxygen; iron ion binding; heme binding. NCBI's taxonomy places the organism in Eukaryota, Viridiplantae, Streptophyta, Magnoliopsida, Proteales, Proteaceae. The record is from RefSeq and is a predicted model, not a curated record. The coding region runs from base 19 to 1587 and encodes 522 amino acids.